CUCCUCCCACGCACGUUCUAGCGACGCGUCUAGCGACCGCUGAAACCCACCUCAAACCCUUUGGGGCUGGGUGAGGGUGGUUUGUAUUGCCCCAUGUUUAGCUUGCAGCUCUCGCUACUGCAGGUGUUCUUCUUGAUGGUCCCCGAGAGGGUCCUUUCUCAGCCCUCUCCGUCUCCGUCUAGGGCAAUGCCCACCCAUUCGGACCUGGGGCCAAGGACGCAGGGCGGGACCCUUCAAUCCUCGGAAGUGCCUGGGAUAUCUACGGUGGGUCCUACUGUCGUAACCUCCUCGACACCGGGGAAUAAGACCGUGAACCUCUUCCCAGACCUACCGAUCUGUGUCUGUGACUUGACUCCCGGUGCCUGCGAUAUAAAUUGCUGCUGCGACAGUGACUGCUAUCUUCUCCAUCCGAGGACAGUUUUCUCCUUCUGCCUUCCAGGCAGCGUGAGGUCUUCAAGUUGGGUGUGCGUAGACAACUCUCUUAUCUUCAGGAGUAAUUCCCCAUUUCCUUCAAGAGUUUUCAUGGAUUCAAAUGGAAUCAAGCAGUUUUGUGUCCAUGUGAACAAUUCAAGAUUAAACUAUCUCCAGAAGCUCCAAAAGGUCAAUGCAACCAACUUCCAGGCCCUGGCUACAGAGUUUGGAGGUGAAUCAUUCACUUCAACAUCCCAAACCCAAUCACCACCACCUUUCUACAGGGCUGGUGACCCCAUUCUGACUUACUUCCCCAAGUGGUCUGUAAUAAGCUUGCUGAAGCAGCCUGCAGGAGUCGGAGCUGGGGGGCUCUGUGCUGAGAGCAAUCCUGCAGGUUUCCUGGAGAGUAAAAGUACAACCUGUGCUCGUUUCUUCAAGAAUCUGGCAGAUAGCUGUACCUCGGAUCCUGCCCUCAAUGCUGCCUCUUACUAUAAUUUCACAGUCUUGAAGGUUCCAAGAGGUAUGAGUGAUCUGCAGAACAUGGAGUUCCAGGUGCCUGUAACACCUGUCUCACAGGCUGGCUCUCCUGUGUUGGCUGGAAACACUUGUCAGAAUGUUGUUUCCCAGGUCAUCUAUGAGAUAGAGACCAAUGGGACUUUUGGAAUCCAGAAAGUCUCUGUCAGUUUUGGACAAAUGAACCUGACUGUUGAGCCAGGCACUUCAUUACAGCAAGAUUUCAUCAUUCACUUCAGGGCUUUCCAGCAGAGCACAGCUGCUUCUCUUACUGGGUCUAGAAGUGGGAAUCCUGGCUAUAUUGUUGGAAAGCCACUCCUGGUUCUAACUGGUGAUAUAAGACACUCAAUGACCCUCUUACAGAGCCAGGGUGAUGGAACUUGCUCUAUUAAGAGACACGAAGUACAAUUUGGAGUGAAUGCAAUAUCUGGAUGCAAGCUCAGGCUGAAAAGGGUGGACUGCAGCCACUUGCAGCAGGAGAUUUAUCAGACUCUUCAUGGAAGUCCCAGACCAGAGCACAUUGCCAUCUUUGGAAAUGCUGACCCAGCCCAGAAGGGAGAGUGGACCAGGAUCCUCAGCAGGAACUACAGUGUUUCAUAUUUCCAUUUUAGAAUAUUACCUUUUCAUGGACAGUAAUAACCUCAGAUAUGCAGAUGACACCACCCUUUUGGCAGAAAGCGAAGAGGAACUAAAGAGGCUCUUGAUGAAAGUGAAAGAGGAGAGUGAAAAAGCUGGCUUAAAACUCAACAUUCAGAAAACUAAGAUCAUGGCAUCCAGUCCCAUCACUUCAUGGUAAAUAGAUGGGAAGACAAUGGAAACAGUGAGAGACUUUAUUUUGGGGGCUCCAAAAUCACUGCAGAUGGUGACUGCAGCCAUGAAAUUAAGACACUUGCUCCUUGGAAGAAAAGCUAUGACCAACCUAGACAGCAUACUAAAAAGCAGAGACAUUACUUUAUCAACAAAGGUCUGGCUAGUCAGAGCUAUGGUUUUUCCAGUGGUCAUGUAUGGAUAUGAGAGAUGGACCAUAAAGAAAGCUGAGUGCCAAAGAAUUGAUGCUUUUGAACUGUGGUGUUGGAGAAGACUCUUGAGAGUCCUUUGGACUGCAAGGAGAUCUAACCAGUCCAUCCUAAAGGAAAUCAGUCCUGAAUAUUCAUUGGAAGGACUGAUGCUGAAGCUGAAACUCCAAUACUUUGGCCACUUGAUGCGAAGAACUGACUCAUUGGAAAAAGACCCUGAUGCUGGAAAAGACUGAAGGUGGGAGGAGAAGGGAACGACAAGAGGAUGAGAUGGUUGGAUGGUAUCACCGACUUGAUGGACAUGAAUUUGAGCAAGCUCCAGGAUAUGGUGAUGGACAGGGAAGCCUGGCGUGCUGCAGUCCAUGGGGUCGCAAAGAGUCGGACAUGACUGAGCAACUGAACUGAACAAUAAUACGACCUCUUAUGAACUUUUGUGUCCUUUCCCUAAGCCACAUUGUCUUCUCUGUUAUUGUGUAAUGUUUAAGAAACAACAGCUACUUAAUGCAUGGUAAAUAUUAAUAACUAUAGGCAACCAUCAGCUAUUACAUCAAGUGCCUCUUUACUGUCCUGCAGGCUAUGCACUGUACUUCCUGUUUUUGUGUCAUACCAGUUUCCCUGGAGAUCCAGAUACUGUGGGCACAUGUAGGCCUCCAAUCCAACCCACAAGCUCAUGUGUCAGCAGCCCGAUUUCUAUACCAAUUCCAGUCCAUA
Messenger RNA from Dama dama (fallow deer), 2651 nucleotides. It is a transcript of the gene TCTN3, whose product is annotated as tectonic family member 3. The coding region runs from base 94 to 1560 and encodes 488 amino acids. The transcript is spliced from 13 exons. The record is from RefSeq and is a predicted model, not a curated record. Lineage: Eukaryota; Metazoa; Chordata; Mammalia; Artiodactyla; Cervidae. Gene Ontology annotation, biological process: smoothened signaling pathway; cilium assembly.